Oxyura jamaicensis (ruddy duck) is the source of this 2036-nucleotide messenger RNA. RefSeq names its product glial cells missing transcription factor 2 (gene GCM2). Bases 709 to 1983 code for a protein of 424 amino acids. Gene Ontology annotation, molecular function: RNA polymerase II cis-regulatory region sequence-specific DNA binding; DNA-binding transcription activator activity, RNA polymerase II-specific. Gene Ontology annotation, cellular component: nucleus. Gene Ontology annotation, biological process: regulation of transcription by RNA polymerase II; gliogenesis. The record is from RefSeq and is a predicted model, not a curated record. Lineage: Eukaryota; Metazoa; Chordata; Aves; Anseriformes; Anatidae. The transcript has 5 exons.
AUUGUGGGAAUUCUGUUUGCACUGUAAAAUAUUUGGAGUUUAAAAUCUCAGUCAUUCUUUCAUUGUUCUGUUAAUCACAUUUUGAUAAGCAAUGCUGGAAAGCCAGUGACAUCCCAAAUGGAAACGGUCUUUCUCUGGACCACCAUGCAUCUACUGCAAUGUACAGAGUUGCAAGUUUUUGCAAUGUUUUUUUGUUUGUUUUGCAAGAGUCUUGUUCAUCUUGCCUUAGAUGCACUGCAAGCUACUGUUGCUUAGCUAAAACUUCUAGUUUCCAGCCUGCAGGUGCAUGGCCCCAUGGUGAGAAGAACUUAAUAGCAAGCAGAAGCAGGGCAGCUCCUGUCCUGCCUGGGCACAGGUGUGGUGGGGCAGCCCAUAGGUGCUCGUGGCAAGGCUGAUGUCCUACAGCUGGGCCACCUUACAGAAAUGAGGCAUUAGUGACAACAGACCUUCUUAUUACCAAUGGUGAUUCCAAAGGGGAAGGAGGCCUGACUUUCUUUUGUGACACAAAAGCCCAUGCUGGCUUUCCCCUUUCACAGACUCUUUCUGAAUAAGCUGUUCUUCCAAAAACAUUUUCUGCUGCUCCUGGCUUUUGCUGCAUGAGAGGAGCCCAAGCACUUUGAUACCUUCCAGGAGUGGCCAGAUGGCUACGUGCGCCUCAUCUACUCCAGUGAGGAGAAGAACGCUCAGAAGCACCUCAGUGGCUGGGCCAUGCGCAACACCAACAACCACAACUGCCAGAUCCUCAAGAAGUCCUGCCUGGGGGUGGUGGUGUGCGCCAGGAGCUGUGCCCUGCCCAGUGGUGCCAGGCUGCAGCUGCGCCCUGCCAUAUGUGACAAGGCUCGACAGAAGCAGCAAAAGAAAGCCUGUCCGAACUGCAACGCGGCCCUUGAGCUCAUUCCUUGCCGAGGGCACAGUGGCUAUCCGGUCACUAACUUCUGGAGGCUAGAUGGCAAAGCAAUAUUUUUCCAGGCUAAAGGAGUCCACGACCACCCUAGGCCAGAAAGUAAAUUGGAGGCAGAGGCAAGGCGAAGUGCAAUUAAGAAGCAAAUAUCCUCUUCUCACCAUUCCCAGAAAAAGAGACAUCUAAACUCAGAGGUGGGAAGAUACCAUGAUACAAGUAGUUAUGUCAAUAACGUGCAGAACCUGCCCUGCAUGGAUGGCCCAGAAAGAGUCAGCAUCAUCACAGACACCAGUUUUUCAAUUCCAACUCAAUCUUACCCCUGGCCACAACAUGCUGACCUCUACAAAGUUCCUUAUGACUCAGCCAGCUUCCAAGAGGACCAGCUAUUGCCGUACCAGAAGUGCCCCAAUCCAAGGAUCUAUGUGCCCAGACCUUGCAGCUAUGAGUUUGGAGUUCCUACCUUUAUAAGCUCCAGUCCUUCCCCAUCAUUUUACAAAGAUCCAACAAAUCCUCCCACUGACACUGACCCCAUCAAUUUGAAUGGAUCUCACUAUAGUUCUUUGGCCAGCAAUGACAAGAGCUUUGACAAUACUGGUAGGCGUUACGGAUUGAAACCAGUUUGGGGGAAAACUGCCGGUGGAGAAAGGAGCGACUAUGGUCAGAUGCAAACAAGGGCUAACCACCCUUAUUAUGGUGGUGAGUACCCCAGCAGAUAUGGUACCAGCCCCUCUCCCAUAGCCCCACCAUUACAAACCGUCAUCACGACUACCACGAAAGUGUCCUACCGGGCCUACAAGCCAUCUGCGCUGAAAUGCAGCAACAACCUCUGCGAUAUGAACAACCUUCAGAGCUAUACCCACAUGGCUGAAAACAUCUCGGGUGCUAUCUAUUCAGGGAUGAAGAAUCAGGAAGAUCUGGGGAUGAUCAAGUCAGCAUUGCUCUACCAGCAUGAUGCGAAGGCUGAACCAGCUGAGAGCGUGGAGACCUAUCGGUAUGGGCUACCACUGGGGAACAGCUAUGCUGAGCAUGAAGGACAGGACUUAAGGUUUGAAAGUGCUGAAUAUUGGCUAAACACUGCCUAAAUGACAUCAGAAUGAUUAACUCAAACUGGGAAAUAAAUGUGACUGCACUGACC